Molecule: messenger RNA, 2809 nt
Organism: Plasmodium vivax (malaria parasite P. vivax)
Lineage: Eukaryota; Apicomplexa; Aconoidasida; Haemosporida; Plasmodiidae
Exons: 6
Coding region: 1424-1888 (154 amino acids)
Source: RefSeq, a predicted model, not a curated record
AGGGGGGGGGAGAGACCUACUCACCAAGCAUAUAUACCGUACAGGUAUAAUUAUAAAAUUGCAAUUAUGAAGAAUUAUAUGCAAGUGAAAUUCCCCCCAAUUAGUUCUCCCCAGUGAAUGACAAGGGUACGCACCAUGCGUGAAGCGAUUUACGCGUAGGCGUGUAUCUUUUAGUUGCCCCUUUCGGAGUGGCACGGCGAGGAGAAAAAAAAAAAAAAAAAAAAAACACCACGCAUGUAUGUAUUAUAUAUAUAUAAGUACAUACAUACAAAGCUGCAGCGCGAAUGAUUGACUAACCACACGUCAUCGCUGGACCAACGUACAUUCACCGUGGCAUGGUUCACUGUGCCGACGCGCUACAUGAGAGUUUAGGCUUGUAGUAGAUACGCCAAAGGAGUAGAUCGCACGUGAAAAACGAGAUCGACUGCGCGAAAGAGGGGCAGUCGCAGUACCGAACGAUUAGCAGAAGUGAGGCCGCGUGGCUGCUCGAGGGGCGCGACUAGAGAGCACGCGGAGUGCGAGCGUUAAGCAGGCCAAGCAGGGGUAGGAGUGAUAGGAGUGAUAAGAGCUAUUGGAGUGAUUGCAGUAAUUGGAGUAAUUGGAAGUGAAGAGAAGCGAUUAGGGCGUCCACGCUUUGGCCAAUCUGCUGACCAGUCUGCCUACCCGCUGAGCUAGAGAGGCGCGCGAAGAGGGGCAAAACGCGAGUACAAGAGGGGUAGCACACGAGUACAAGAGGGGUAACAUACGAGCACAAAGAGGGCAAGCGGUAGUGUAAAAGAGGCACAGGGGAGUUAAGAAGCGCGUGGUGGUGCAAGCGAGAGCAACCUGUGCGAACCACGCAACCUGCGCAAUGCCACGAGCGCUAGAGCAACUGCGGGAAAAUGUUCGUCGGGAAACUGUACUCGUUGACGAGCCUGUGUGUAAAGAAAAUGUAUCAAAAGAGCGUGCACGCGUUUCUGCACUUGUAUUAUUUUUUGUAUAUCGUUGACCAGCGCAUGCGGAAAAAAAACAAGAGGAACAGGAAAAAGAAAGAGAGAAAUGUCUUGACGUUUGGGAAGAAGGAGCGAAGCGGCGCGCCCAAGGCGGAGUGAAAAAGGGGCGCAAAAGGGGCGCAAAAAGGAGUGCAAAAAGGAGUGCAAAAAGGAGUGCAAAAAGGAGUGAACAGAGGAGUGCACAGAGGAGUUUACGGAGGAGUUUGCAGAGGAGCGCAAAAGGGAGUGAACAAAACGUGUCCCAGCACAUCCACCGCUUCAUCGCUUCAUCACAUCACCGCAUCUCACCGCGCGCCAACUUGCGGAGUUCCCUUCUGCCCGGCGAGCGAACGCUUCCCCCUCUUGCAGGGAUGACGCACGCGCGCAAGUUCACGUGCUCGUCACACACAUGUGCAUCGCUGUAUGCGUAACUUCUGAGCGUGAGAGUACCCAUGCACACACGGCCUUUUCAGCCGACAGUGAUCAUUUCAUUUUUUCCUUUUCCAUUCCACGAGAAGAUGAACGUCGAUAUAGCCUUCGACGGGAAUGAGUACACGCACAGUGGGUACUCGAAGAAUUCCCUCAUAGAGGACAAAAAUUACACCCUGGAGUAUGAGAAGUACGUCCACUUUGCCUUCUUUACGUGUUACUACAUUUCGCAUAUAAAAGGGGAAAAAUGCACGGACACGGAGGUUUUGGCCUGGUAUUUAAAAAAGUUUGAGCACGUCGUCAUUAAUUCCACAAAAAAGGUAAAAAGAACAUAUUUUAAUUUAAUAAACAAUCUGAUUCAGGAUAAGUGUGUGAAGGCCAAGCUGGAAAACAAUAAAAGAUACCUGACCCACAAUGAGCAUUUCAUUUUGUGGGCGUGGAAGCGGAGAGCUCUCAAAUUCGACCGGGAUCAGUUCAACAAAUUUUAGGCCCAGAUGGGGGGUGGAUGCCCUUCAAGAGAGUGAGUUGGGCACGGCCUUCCUCCACCUUCUGCGUUCUUCCUCCCAUCGAUUGAGCAAUCCCUUUUUUCUCAUUUUUUCCCCCCCUGAGUUGAAUAAAAUUAUCACUAUUUUUUGGUAACUUUUUUUUUUUUUUUUUUUUUUCCUCAACUCCGAUUUUGAAAUGGCUAGUUGGACGCUGUAACUGGGUGGCUUCUUGCCCGCUUCGCAGCUGCCACGGCAACUUCUGCCACUGCUAUUGCUGCUUUUACCCCCCAUCAAACGAACAUGGUGGAGGAGUUCACAAACUUGAUGCCCUUCCUCUUCAAGCUGUCCUUAUCCUCCUCCCGGCCGAACAGGUACGCCGUUGCGUCCUCCACAAUGUAGGUGUCGAACCCCAAAUUCAAAAAGGACAGGGCAGUCUCCUUCACACAGUACUCGAAAAUGAAUCCGCAAAUGUAAACAGAUUUGAUGUUCAAUCCUUUCAGCAGUUUUAAAAUCUUCUCGUUGAUUUCCUCGUUUUCGAAAAAGGUGUGGCUGUCGUGGUUCUCUGUGUCCGCCUUCUUAAUUACAAUAUCGUUUAGGUGUCUUAUAAGAGUUGGGUGUAUUUUGCUUCCCGGGGUGUUCCGCACGCAGUGGACUGGCCACACGUCUAUCGAUUCGUUUAGGAAGUGCAGCUUGGUGUACUCCUUUAUAUCGCUAGGGGAGUUCACAUUUCUGUAGAUGUGCCUGGUCGACUUGAUUUUUGCCAUGUUCUGCAUCACAUCGGUUAGGGUAAAAAUUUUAUGUUUUUUUAGGAAGGCAGCCUGUUGCGAGUGCGCGGCCUCUCCAUCAGGGUCGUCACGCGGACAUUCCUCACGCGGACAUUCGUCUUCAUGCUCUUCGUCGAGCGCCCUUUCCUCGUCCUGUUCC